This is a messenger RNA of Alnus glutinosa, 4045 nucleotides long. Its product is annotated as histidine kinase 5. Bases 687 to 3731 code for a protein of 1014 amino acids. The record is from RefSeq and is a predicted model, not a curated record. Lineage: Eukaryota; Viridiplantae; Streptophyta; Magnoliopsida; Fagales; Betulaceae. Gene Ontology annotation, biological process: protein autophosphorylation; phosphorelay signal transduction system. The transcript is spliced from 13 exons. Gene Ontology annotation, molecular function: histidine phosphotransfer kinase activity; phosphorelay sensor kinase activity.
UCCAUAGUUUGUGAUUCCUUGAAUCAUUGUCCACAGAGAGAGAGAGAGAGAGAGAGAGAGAGAGAGAGAGAGAGGCAGCUAAAAGCACUGAAAAAGGAACAUAAAUACUAGGAUGAUUUGUGGGAGGCUUUUGCAGGAGGAGGAGGAGCUAUGAAUGUAACGUCAAUAAACAAACGGAGAGAAAGAGAGAGAGAGAGACAGAAUUAAAAUAAAGUAUCAAAGGAAGUCCAAGAAUUGUCUAAUAUUUUUUACCUCCGAUUUCACAUGGCUUCUUGGGCUUCUCUUCUCUCCCACAUUUUUUUGGUGUUUCUUUUCCCUCACAUUCUCUCUCCUCGGUAGUUAGCUCUCUUUCUUUUUCAAUGCCAUUGAAGGCUGUUGACUGAACAGUUAACGGAGAUUCCUCAGAUCUACAGUGAAAGCCUUUCGCUAUUCUCACUCCCAAUUCUUCUUCUUCUUUGGAGGGUGGCCUUUUAUUCAUCCACAAAAGUUGGUGACCUGAUCAGGAACUUCUGGCCAAAUAAAACUGCAGCAUACUUGCUGCAUUGGAUUUUCUCCGUGUUCUAUUAACUCUAUCUCCUGGAAUUGAAAUGUUGCACAAGAUAUAUUUUUGAGAUAGCUGAGAUCCAUAUACUGAAGCGCUAGCCACGGUUCAGUAGCAUUAGAAAGCCCAUCUACGUUUAGACACAAUGGUUCCUGAGAUGGAGAGUGGUCAUAUUGAAGAGAUGGAGAUCGAAGUCCUCCCUUCAAUGUGGCCUGAGGAUAUUGGAACUGAUGCUGGAAAGCAAUUCAAUGUAGAAAAGCCUAAAGGGGAUCAAGAUAUGUUGGAGGAGGUUACAAUCAUAGAUGAUGCAACAAUAGUUGAUUUCAAGCGUCUUUUGGAGCUAACAAAUUACACUGAGACGGGCUCUUCUCAGUUGGCAUACCUUGUUAAGCACUGGGAGUAUAAGCAGGCAAAUGCUGUACGCCUUCUCAGAGAAGAACUUGACAUUCUAAGCAAACAAAGGGAGGAAGUUGAGCUAAAAAAAUUGGAGAUAUUGGAGGAGCAUCGGUUUGAGGAAGAAAGAUAUGGCGGUGAUAAACGUCCAAUUUCUAUACUGGAUGAAGUUUAUGAUCUAUGGCAAGACGUUCCCCGCAGGAAAAAUGAUGUUAUUAUCCAGAAUAAGAGAGUUGAAAUAGAAGCUGAGUAUGAUACAGUUGUAUACUGGAAGCAGCGGGCUAUGCAUUUAGAGAAAUUAUUGGAGGCGAGUAUUCAGAGAGAGCAGAUACUCAUAGAGAAGUUAGAGGAAAGCAUAAAAGAUCUUGAAAGGCAGUCCUCACCUGUGGAAGAAUUGUCCCAGAUUCUGAAAAGAGCAGAUAAUUUCUUGCAUUUUGUACUUCAAAAUGCCCCCGUUGUCAUUGGCCAUCAGGAUAAAGAGUUGCGCUAUCGCUUUAUCUAUAAUCACUUUCCAAGUUUGCAUGAGGACGACAUUAUUGGAAGAACAGAUGUUGAAAUUUUUACUGGAGCUGGUGUUAAAGAAUCUCAAGAUUUCAAGAGAGAAGUACUGGAAAAAGGAUUACCAGCAAAGAGGGAAAUUACAUUUGAGACGGAAUUAUUUGGGUCAAAGACAUUUUUGAUAUACGUGGAACCCGUCUUUAGCAAGGCAGGGGAGACAAUUGGUAUAAAUUAUAUGGGAAUGGAUGUAACUGAUCAGGUAAGAAAACGAGAGAGGAUGGCAAAACUUCGAGAGGAAAUAGCAGUACAAAAGGCCAAGGAAACAGAACUGAACAAAACAAUUCAUAUAACAGAGGAGACAAUGCGAGCAAAACAAAUGCUAGCUACAAUGUCCCAUGAGAUAAGAUCUCCUCUAUCUGGAGUUGUUAGCAUGGCUGAGAUUCUUUCCACCACAAGAGUUGAUCAGGAGCAACGGCAACUGUUGGAUUGCAUGCUAUCUUCUGGAGAUUUAGUUCUUCAACUUAUAAAUGACAUCCUUGACCUUUCGAAGGUUGAGUCAGGAGUUAUGAAGUUGGAAGCUACAAAAUUUCGGCCUAGACAGGUAGUAAAGCAUGUGCUUCAGACUGCUGCAGCAUCAUUGCAGAAAAUUUUGACCUUGGAAGGACAUGUAGCAGAUGAUGUUCCUAUAGAGGUCAUUGGGGAUGUUCUAAGGAUUCGACAAAUUCUCACCAACUUGAUCAGCAAUGCUAUCAAGUUUACUCAUGAAGGAAAAGUUGGGAUAAACCUUUAUGUGGUACCAGAUCCAUCUUCUGUAAAGGGAGAAGGAUGUCAUCAGAAGCUGACUGCAGAUGAGUCCACAUUUUCAGAAAAUGGACGAAAAGAAGAGAAAUGCCUAUCAACAUCUCGAACUACUGGUGAUUGGAAAGGUACCCAUGGUCAAAGACACAUUGAAGGUCCUUGCCAAAAUCAUCCAUCAAGUGAUGAACCUAGAACCCCAUAUAAGAGUAAAGUCUCAGUCGAUAGAGAUAAUGAGGAGCAACCUCAUUCUCCUGAAACAAAAGUGUGGAUACGCUGUGAUGUGUAUGACACAGGAAUUGGAAUACCAGAAAAUGCUUUACCUACACUUUUCAAGAAGUACAUGCAAGUUAGUGCGGAUCAUGCUAGAAAGUAUGGUGGGACUGGACUAGGACUCGCAAUAUGCAAACAACUGGUUGAGCUGAUGGGAGGUCAUCUCACGGUGUCGAGCCAAGAACACUGUGGGUCUACUUUUACGUUUGUACUACCUUACAAGGUUUCAACCACAUCUGAUAAUUCUGAUGAUCCUGAUGAACUCUCAGAUAUGGCUGAUCAUAAUGCAGCAACUGAUGAAGCUACUGAGAGAUUUUUCCAAUUUCAGCCUCGCACUUUGGGUUCACUAUUCUCUUCUAAUGGGUCCAGCAGGACUAAUAUGGGGUAUACUAGGUCACAUAAACUCAAUGGGUUCUCAGACAAUUCUUAUUCAUUUCCAUCUAAUAGUGUCAGAUCAAAGGAGACAGCUUCAGUUGAGGAGGCCUGUUCUGUGGUUGAUGAUGCAGAGACACUACGUCAACCAGAGAGUUCAUCAAGCCAUAGCCCAGACCCUGCUAACCAAGAUGCAGUUUGUAGAGGCAAACUAUGUCAAGAUGACACAAAUUCUCAGUUCCAAAAUCCUAUUAUAGAUUCCACUCAUCACAAAGAAGCAAACAGAGAAGUUGUCGUAGCGGCAAAGACAAGAGAACCCCAAGGAACAUGUCAGAGGCAGGAGAAAUCUGACAUAAGUUCCCGGUGCGUUUCUAACAGCAGUACGGGAGUACCCAAAUCAACAAUAAAACCUAAGAUCCUUCUCGUUGAAGAUAACAAGACCAUAGUAAUGGUGACACAGUCAAUGAUGAAGCUGUUAGGCCAUAGCAUAGAUGUUGUGAAUAAUGGAGUUGAAGCUGUGUGCGCAGUUCAGCAUCAUAAUUACGAUCUCAUUUUCAUGGAUGUUUGCAUGCCAGUUAUGGAUGGCCUUCAAGCUACAAGACUAAUUCGUUCUUUUGAGGAAACUGGUAAUUGGGAUGCUGCAGUGAAGGCAGGAAUCGAACAAGCUGUGUUUUUGGAUUCAUUACAAAAUGAUAUGGGUUCUACACCAUCUGCAAAGCGGAUGCCUAUCAUAGCGAUGACAGCAAAUGCACUGGCAGAGAGUGCAGAUGAGUGUUUGGCAAAUGGUAUGGACUCAUUCGUGUCAAAGCCUGUAACUUUGCAAAAAUUGAAAGAGUGUCUUGCAAAAUAUCUACCAUGAUAUCUCAUGUAAAUUAAUGCUUGUGUAUAAAAAUUAAAGCGUGUUAGGAAAGUUUUGUAACCAAUAUGCAUCAUCAUGUUCUUCUCAACCGUUAGUAUCUCCUCAGAAGCUGUAUAGGUCUAUGUCAUUCUUUUUUUGCCUCUCUCCAAGAGCCUUUAAUACUGUUCUUCUAAGGAUGGGAGGCAUCUGUGAACUUUAGUUAGGAAUUAGUUAGUGAAAGCACAGGCAGAAAGUGUUUUAUGAAAAUAUGCUGUCAUGAAAUAUGAUUGGAUAUGUUGACAGUAAAGUCUUCCUUUUAUAUUCUCAUUGCUAAU